CGGGAGCGGCGGCGGCGGAGGAUCGCGCGGAGGGUGGUGGCCUGGGCCCACCGAGCCAUGGCGGCCCCGGAACCGGCGCCGAGGCGGAGCCGGGAGCGGGAACGGGAGGACGAAAGCGAGGACGAGAGUGACAUCCUGGAGGAAAGCCCGUGUGGCCGCUGGCAGAAGCGGCGGGAGCAGGUGAACCAGGGAAAUAUGCCGGGGGUUCAGAGCACCUUCCUGGCCAUGGACACAGAGGAGGGGGUGGAAGUGGUGUGGAAUGAGCUCCACUUCGCAGACAGGAAGGCCUUCUCAGCCCACGAGGAGAAGAUCCAGACGGUGUUUGAGCAGCUGGCCCUAGUGGACCACCCUAAUAUCGUCAAGUUGCACAAGUACUGGCUGGAUGCCUCUGAGGCCCAUGCACGGGUCAUCUUCAUCACAGAGUACGUGUCAUCUGGCAGCCUCAAGCAGUUUCUCAAAAAGACCAAGAAGAACCACAAAGCCAUGAAUGCCCGGGCCUGGAAGCGCUGGUGCACGCAGAUCCUGUCAGCACUCAGCUUUCUGCAUGCCUGCAGCCCUCCCAUCAUCCAUGGGAACCUGACCAGCGACACCAUCUUCAUUCAGCAUAACGGCCUCGUCAAGAUUGGCUCCGUGUGGCACCGAAUCUUCUCCAAUGCACUGCCAGACGAUCUCCGAAGCCCCAUCCAGGCUGAGCGGGAACAACUGCGGAACCGGCACUUCUUCCCGCCAGAGUAUGGUGAGGUUGCCGAUGGGACCACUGUGGACAUCUUCUCCUUUGGAAUGUGUGCACUGGAGAUGGCUGUGCUGGAGAUCCAGUCCAAUGGGGACACUCGCGUCACAGAGGAGGCCAUAGCUCGUGCCAGGCAUUCACUGAGUGACCCCAACAUGCGGGAGUUCAUCCUUUCCUGUCUGGCCCGGAACCCUGCCUGCCGGCCUUCUGCCCACAGCCUCCUUUUCCACCGAGUGCUCUUUGAGGUGCACUCCCUGAAGCUGCUGGCAGCCCACUGCUUCAUCCAGCACCAGUACCUCAUGCCUGAGAACGUGGUGGAGGAGAAGACCAAGGCCAUGGACCUGCAUGCAGUCUUGGCAGAGCUUCCCCGGCACUGCCGGCCCCCACUGCAGUGGCGGUACUCGGAGGUCUCUUUCUUGGAGCUGGACAAAUUCCUAGAGGAUGUCAGGAAUGGGAUCUACCCACUGAUGAACUUUGCAGCAACUCGGCCCCUGGGGCUUCCCCGCGUGCUGGCCCCACCGCCUGAGGAGGCCCAGAAGGCUAAGACCCCAACGCCAGAACCCUUUGACCCUGAGACCAGGAAGGUGGUCCAGAUGCAGUGCAACCUGGAGAGAAGCGAGGACGCGCCGCACUGGCAUCUCACUCUGCUCCUGGUGCUGGAGGACCGGCUGCACCGGCAGCUGACCUACGACCUGCUUCCAAGUAGGCCGGGCGGGGCCCCGGGAGGCGGGCGGCGACCCGGAGCGGCGGGCGGCGCGGCGGCCUCACGCCUCGCCCCUCGCUGUUGCUGUUGCCUCAGCCGACAGCGCGGAGGAUCUGGCUGCGGAGCUGGUGCACUACGGCUUCGUCCCCGAGGACGACCGGACGAAGCUGGCGGCCUUCCUGGAGAGCGUCUUCCUCAAGCACCGCGGGGCCCAGCCCUGACCCCGCGUCCAGCCGGGGGCUUCCACCUGUGUGCCCUGGAGCCAGUGAGGAACUGGGCCUGCAGAGGGGGCCAGGGAUGGGGCCCGCCCGGGGGUUAUAGUGCAGUGGCAUCAUCACAGUUCACAGGAACCUCAAACUCUUGGGCUCAAGCAUCCUCCUGCCUCAAUCUCCUGAAUAGCUGGGACUACAGGGCUGUCACAAUGACGAUGCAUCUGGAAGUCUAUGAAGAAGCGGUUCUUUUGUAACCUACAACUCGGGAGUCUGUGUAGACGGGUCCCGGGGGGAUAGCCGCUCUUUUUCCUGCCUCCCUGGUGAGCACCAG
Molecule: messenger RNA, 1976 nt
Organism: Nycticebus coucang (slow loris)
Lineage: Eukaryota; Metazoa; Chordata; Mammalia; Primates; Lorisidae
Gene: NRBP2
Product: nuclear receptor binding protein 2
Exons: 19
Coding region: 58-1899 (613 amino acids)
Biological process (GO): protein phosphorylation; endoplasmic reticulum to Golgi vesicle-mediated transport; intracellular signal transduction
Cellular component (GO): cytoplasm; endomembrane system
Molecular function (GO): ATP binding; protein serine/threonine kinase activity
Source: RefSeq, a predicted model, not a curated record